This is a messenger RNA of Monascus purpureus, 1826 nucleotides long. NCBI's taxonomy places the organism in Eukaryota, Fungi, Ascomycota, Eurotiomycetes, Eurotiales, Aspergillaceae. The record is from the annotation of a GenBank genome assembly.
CUCUGGGACGCAUACAGGCACAAUGGGAACUUCUUCAGACAUCAUCACCCCUGUCAAUAGCAAUGGCAAGGAGGCCAUCCAGGCUCAGAGCGCGGAUGAGCUGCGUCUGGCGCAGAUGGGUCAUAAACAAGAGUUGAAACGUCACUUUUCCAUAUGGAGUCUCAUCGGCGUCGCUGCCAACUGCACUAUUUCGUGGACGGGUCUGGGACUCGGUCUUAUCACUGCCAUUAAUGCCGGUGGCCCUGGCGCUCUCAUCUACGGCUUCAUCCUCAUCUUCAUCCUCCAGUGUUUCCUUGGCGCGUCGCUGGCAGAAUUCGUCUCUGCAUACCCGACCAAUGGAGGAAUGUACCACUGGAUUGCAGCAAUCGCUCCCAAACGCUACAAUGCCUUCUUGAGUUUUGCCACGGGAUGGAGCACGGUGGUCGGCUGGAUCUUUACCACCGCAUCGACCAACCUUCUUUACGCCUCGAACUUCAUGGCCUUGAUUUGCCUGUACAAGACGCACAUCGUGCUUCAGCCCUGGAUGACCUUCGUCGCCUACGAAGUGCUCAAUCUGAUAACCGCCUCUGUCGUCAUGUUUGGAAACCGCUUUAUUCCCCUUAUCAAUAAGUUUUCCUUGGUCUAUCUGCAGCUGGGUUGGUUUGUGAUCAUGGUUACUGUUGCUGCAUGUGCCCCAAAGCAUCAGGAUAGCAAGUUCGUUUUCAGGACGUGGAUGAACCAGACUGGUUGGGAUAACAAUGUUAUUUGUUUCAUCACUGGCUUGGUCAACUCGCUAUACGCCGUCAGUGGCUUGGAUGGGGUUACGCAUGUCACGGAGGAAAUUCCUAACCCGGGGAAAAACGCGCCGAUUGCCCUAGGCUGCACACUUAUUAUUGCCUUCGUUACUGGGUUCACAUACCUGCUCAGCCUUAUGUUCUCCGUCCAGGACUACUCAACGCUGGCAAACACUUCUACCGGUCUCCCGCUGGCAGAAAUCUUCCGUCAGGCUACGCAAAGCACCGGCGGAGCCUUUGCUCUCAUAUUCAUUCUCUGGAUUGCCCUUUUCCCAUGCAUGAUUGGAUCUCAGCUGAGCACGGGAAGAGUGUUCUGGGCUUUCUCGAGAGAUGAAGGCCUCCCAUUAUCCAAACUUUGGGCCAAGGUGAACACUCGACUGGAGUCUCCGCUUAACGCACAGCUCUGCGUAUCCACAAUUGUUGCCCUUCUUGGCCUGAUCUAUCUUGGAUCCAGCACUGCUUUCAACGCCAUGAUGAGCUCUGCAGUGACAAUCAACAACGUCGCUUACCUCGUCCCAAUCCUCACCAACGUCCUCCUCGGUCGCAGAACCAUGCACCGCGGCCAAUUCUACAUGGGCGAUAUCACCGGCAUGGUUGUCAACAUCAUCGCCGUCGCCUGGCUAAUCUUUGCUAUCGUCUUCUUCUCCUUCCCUUACUACAUGCCUGUAACACCACAAAACAUGAACUACACUUGUGUCUGCGUCGGCGGAUUCCUGGUCAUCGCCAUGAUCUGGUGGGUUAUCGCCGGUAAGCGGUACACGGCGAACAUGCGACGAGUCAGAGAGGAAGAGCAGAAUGGCGCUCAUGUCACGGUAGUUGAGACUGGUGAGAAUAAAGCUUGAGUUUAGGGAGACUUCCUUGGACUGAGAGGAAGUCGGAAAUUGCACAUUGCAAAUAUCCUAGUGUAUCAUAUGGGUUGGAUGAAGGUAUAUUUUUUAUGAACAAUGGGGGUUAUUACAAUUGGGCCUGCUUCUGUCUGUCUUAGGGUUGUAUUUAUUGUUAUUGUUAUUGGCUUAUUACCUACUGGUCUACUACUAUAAUACUACAUAAACC